Suillus subaureus is the source of this 1980-nucleotide messenger RNA. RefSeq lists its product as uncharacterized. The record is from RefSeq and is a predicted model, not a curated record. The transcript has 11 exons. The coding region runs from base 1 to 1980 and encodes 659 amino acids. Lineage: Eukaryota; Fungi; Basidiomycota; Agaricomycetes; Boletales; Suillaceae.
AUGCAUGUCAGUGCACCGCUCCAUAGAAUUGAGGAGUGGAGAGAUGGGUUUUUUCACUCGACAUCACUCAAAAGUCUUGGUCUUCACAUUCAGCUAGGCCAUGAGCCAGGAGGAUAUUGCCGUCGCCCACGCCCCACCUACAACAAUGAUUUUGUUAUAAUCGAUGUCCAUGGUAUCCAUGAAGUUGGUCUUGAUUUCUGUAACUGCGAGCACGAAGCCCCCCAUUUCAAACAACUCCUUUGUGCCUGGUGUGGGAAUCAUAUUUCAGCUGGCCAAGCUGCUGAGUGGAGAGCAUGUGCUGGCCAUGGGCAUGACCCCACUGGUGUGGGUGCAACUCAAGAGGGGGAACUUGUGGUUCUAUGCCCUGCAUGUCCACAUCCAGGUAAAAACUUGCCUGAGAACUGGGAGACCUCAGAUCAUCAGUGGCUGUAUGCAAGUUUCUUCACGAUUGAUGCCAAUUUCUGUCUCAAGCACAGGCUUGUCUCCUCCAAUACUAAAGAUCCAGGCCUCACACGUGGUUGGGGUUAUUUUGUCGAAGAACGCAAGUACAAGACUUACUUGGCUGAGAACUCAAACUCUCUUCAAGAGCACUUGCGUUAUGUGGGCGACUGUCAAAAGGGUGAAAAAUACCUGAAUAUGGAUUAUAUCGUGUUUUUGGCCCUCGCAAAAUUCUCUUGUCUGACCAAUUUCAACCUUUCAUAUGAUAUUGCAUGUCAGUGGCACAAGAAGCUUAAGAAUUGUAUUCAUGGGCUGCCCAUCAAGCUCCAACCUGGCGAAGAGAAUGUGUUCAACUUCUUCAUACCUAAAUUCCAUCUGGCAGCUCACAUUGAGGCUUGUCAAACAGCUUUUUCCUUCAACUGGACACCAGGCAUUGGUCAAACUGACAGGGAAGCACCCGAAUGCGGAUGGGCAAACAUUAACCAUGUCGCUAUGAGUACCAAGGAGAUGGGCCCAGGUGCCCGCCGAGAGGUUCUGGAUGACUUCUUCAGAGAUUCAAACUGGAAGAAAACCACUGUGUUAGGCAGAAUCAUGUCAUGCAAACUUAGUGAAGCACUCAAGGCAGCAGAAGAUCAUAAGCUUGUGUUCAGCAAGCUCGAGGCUUCUAUCAGAGAAUUGGACUUAGGUGUCUCAUCACUCGCAACAUGGAAAGCUGAGAUAGAGGCUUGGGAGAUUGAUCACACCAACCUGAAUCCAUUUGAACGUCGAGUUGAUGUUAUGACACUUGCAGCUGUGUGCCUCGAACUUGCACAACAGGAUGCUAGGGAGUUAGAGGAUGGAACUGCCGUUUCCCUUCGCACAGAGUUAUCUGGUAGCAUGCUGAUCAGUACAGGUAUUGAUCUCGAGCAUUCACAGCAUCAUUUACGCACAGAUGCAGCCUCACUGGGUCUGCAUGCAACUGACACCCAACGGACAAAGGUUCUCACAUGUAGCAAUGCCCUACAACGCCAUAUUGAGGUUUGGUCUGCCAUACAAACCUUGUACAUGCCCUCAGUUGCCAACUUAUGUGCAACUGGCUUCGUCAACUCCAGCAAUGACAACAACAACAACAGCGGUUGCCCUAGGCCAAAUUCUGACUCAGGCAAGGCAGAAGACCUUCAACUCUGGCUACCAUCUGAGAUUUGCGGCCUAGUGCUGUGCAAUCAAAAGCUUCUUGAGCUCAUGCAAUUCAAACAACAACAUCUCCAUGGACAAGGUGCUAAUACCUGUGUGAAGAAGAUGCUAGAUACUGUAGAAGACCAUCUUAUGAUCAGCCAUGCAAAAUAUGUAUGUGCACGCAAGGCACUCAUGGUGCUCUCAGACCAUGUUGACCAUGUCAGCUGGGAUCAGAAGCUUCAGCCACUCAAGAAGUCGCAUCUCCGUCCUAUGGGGGACUUCACCAGACAGUUGCAAGGGACUGCAAUCAUGUCUUGGAUAUGGCUGACAUAUGGGCUUUCAGAGGACGAUAGUGAAGGCUUGCAAGACUCACUUCAUAUUGAAUGA